AGAGACCUCGUGAUAAUGCAGAGAGAGAGGAAGAGAGAGUGAAAUCACAAAACAGAACAAAACCCUGUCAUUGCUCUCUCUUCAGUCUUCACUCAUACACACUCUUCUGAUGGCAUUCCGCCGGAAAACUCCUUCUUCCGGCGUGGCACCAAAACGCUCUUCUCCUCGUAAAUAAUAUCCCAAUAUAGAAACGCACCACAUUAUUUUAUUCUCAAUCACUCUUCACAAAACACGCACCCCCGGCAAUGGCGCUGAUCUCUCGCAGCGUUACUAUUGUCUUUUUCCUCCUCGUGAUGGCGAGUUACCGGGUCAACUCGGAGCCAACUCAGGACAAACAAUCCCUCCUUGCUUUCAUCUCGAAAACAAAACACCAGAAUCGAAUCCAAUGGAACGCGUCCGACUCGGCCUGCAACUGGGUCGGGGUUCAAUGCGACUCGUCCAAUUCUUACGUGUACUCGCUCCGCCUGCCCGCCGUUGGACUAGUGGGGCCCAUCCCUCCCGACACCAUCGGCCGCCUCGCCAACCUCCGCGUUCUCAGCCUGCGCUCCAACGGCCUCACCGGCCAGAUCCCCUCCGAUUUCUCCAACCUCACCUUUCUCCGCGGCCUCUACCUCCAGAAGAAUGAGCUCUCCGGCGAGUUCCCUUCCUCCGCCACUCGCCUAACUCGCUUGACUCGCUUGGAUCUCUCCUCUAAUAACUUCACAGGCUCCAUUCCUUUCUCGGUCAACAACCUCACUCACCUCACUGGUCUCUUUCUCCAGAACAACAGCUUCUCCGGCACACUCCCCAGCAUAACCGCCAAAUUGAACGACUUCAACGUCUCCAACAACAAUCUCAACGGCUCCAUCCCCAAGACACUCGCAAAAUUCCCCAAAUCCUCUUUCGCCGGAAACAUAGAUCUUUGCGGCGGACCUUUACCGGCCUGCAGCCCGUUCUUCCCGGCGCCGGCGCCCUCGCCGGGGGAAAUUCCACCUGGAAAACCUGUUCACAAGAAGUCAAACAAACUAUCCACCGGCGCCAUUGUUGGAAUUAUCAUCGGCUCCGUCGUCGGCUUGCUGCUUCUGCUUCUUCUACUCUUCCUCUGUCUCAGAAAGAGGCAGCGGCGGCAACCUGCAAAACCUCCGAAACCGGUAGUUCCUGUUGCCGCACGUGGAGUACCGGCGGAGGCAGGAACUUCGUCGUCGAAGGAGGACAUAACGGGAGGAUCAGCGGAAGCAGAGAGGAACAAAUUGGUGUUCUUCGAGGGAGGAGUGUACAGCUUUGACUUGGAGGAUCUGCUUCGGGCGUCGGCGGAGGUUCUUGGAAAAGGGACCGUGGGUACGUCGUACAAGGCGGUGCUGGAGGAAGGGACGACGGUGGUUGUGAAGAGGCUGAAGGACGUAGUUGUUACUAAGAAAGAGUUCGAGAUGCAAAUGGAGGUUCUUGGGAAGAUCAAACACGAUAAUGUGGUUCCUCUCAGAGCUUUCUAUUACUCCAAAGAUGAGAAGUUGCUCGUUUACGAUUACAUGUCCGCCGGCAGCCUCUCUGCUCUUCUCCACGGGAGCAGAGGGUCUGGGAGAACACCGUUAGACUGGGACAACAGAAUGAAGAUUGCACUAGGAGCAGCAAGAGGCCUAGCAUGCCUCCACGUGUCAGGCAAAGUGGUCCACGGCAACAUCAAAUCCUCCAACAUCCUCCUACGCGGACCGGACCAUGAAGCUGCCGUUUCAGACUUCGGCCUCAACCCAUUGUUCGGAAACGGGGGCCCCUCGAACCGCGUGGCAGGCUACCGGGCUCCUGAGGUGGUAGAAACCCGAAAGGCAACCUUCAAGUCUGAUGUGUACAGCUUUGGAGUGUUUCUGUUGGAACUAUUAACAGGGAAGGCACCAAACCAAGCGUCGCUUGGGGAAGAAGGCAUCGAUCUCCCCCGGUGGGUGCAAUCGGUGGUCCGGGAGGAGUGGACGGCGGAGGUGUUCGAUGCGGAGCUGAUGAGGUUCCAUAACAUAGAGGAAGAGAUGGUUCAGUUGUUGCAGAUUGCAAUGGCUUGUGUGUCUGUUGUGCCGGACCAAAGGCCCAACAUGCAAGACGUGGUUCGCAUGAUUGAGGAGAUGAACCGUGGCGAGACCGAUGAGGGUUUGAGACAGUCGUCUGAUGAUCCUUCUAAAGGAUCGGAGGGUCAUACUCCACCCCAGGAGAGCAGAACCCCACCCAGAUCGGUCACACCGUAACUAAAACCAUUAUUCAAAGGAUGAAAAUAAAAAAAAGAAAAGAGAAGGUUGUUGAAAUUCAAAAAGAAAAAGGAGAGAAAAAGAGGAAAAGGACAAGAUAGGGUGGUGGGUCGCUCUUGAAAAUGUGCCAACGUGGUGGGUGCGUUACCCAAGUGAAUGAAUAAUGGCGCGCGCCCGCUCGCUUUAGUUCGCCUUUGGGUUCCGGUUCUAGGGUGGUCCGCUUGAUGUGUAUUUUUAUUUUUAUUUAAUUUUUUCUUCUUUCUUUUUACUUUUAUUAAUUUCAAUGAUUUUUAUAGGUGGGGUAACUGGGAGGGUUUGAAUUGUUCAUGAAGUGAAGGAGGAGGUUGCAUGAACUGAUUGAGAUUUGACCAUUUCAUGAAUUUCCCUUUGGCAUUUUACACUUUUUUUUUUCUUCCUAGUAUCAAUUCUUUACUAGUUUUUUUUUCGGUCUUGUAAAAUGAAGGCAUAUAUUUCCCAUUUGGCAUGA
Arachis ipaensis is the source of this 2694-nucleotide messenger RNA. RefSeq names its product Leucine-rich repeat protein kinase family protein. NCBI's taxonomy places the organism in Eukaryota, Viridiplantae, Streptophyta, Magnoliopsida, Fabales, Fabaceae. Gene Ontology annotation, biological process: protein phosphorylation. The record is from RefSeq and is a predicted model, not a curated record. Gene Ontology annotation, molecular function: ATP binding; protein kinase activity; protein binding.